Molecule: messenger RNA, 3915 nt
Organism: Lasiodiplodia theobromae
Lineage: Eukaryota; Fungi; Ascomycota; Dothideomycetes; Botryosphaeriales; Botryosphaeriaceae
Product: ABC transporter protein
Exons: 7
Coding region: 1-3915 (1304 amino acids)
Biological process (GO): transmembrane transport
Cellular component (GO): membrane
Molecular function (GO): ATP hydrolysis activity; ATP binding; ABC-type transporter activity
Source: RefSeq, a predicted model, not a curated record
AUGUCCAAUGACAGUGUUGAGAAGGGGAGCAGCCCGGAGGCAGAUCCGGGCAGUGAAAAUCCCAUAUCGAAAACCGACGAGACGGAUUCGAGUAAGGCCGAGAGCACGAGUGGAAGCCCAUUGAGACUCAUCUACGAUGCGGCAAGUGGGGCAGACGUGCUGGUCGUCUGCGUCUCGCUCGUGUCAGCGACGAUUGGGGGUGCUCUGAUGCCGCUCAUGACGAUCGUCUUCGGCAAAAUGACUGGGGAGUUCCAGACCAUCACGACCUCCCCGGGCAGUUCCGGCGGCUAUAGCAGUAGGCUGAACGAAUUCACCCUGUACUUUGUGUACUUAGCUAUUGCCGAAUUCGUCACGGUGUACGUAACUACAGUCGGACUGACUCUUGCUGGAGAGCGGAUCACUUGCAAAGUCCGAACGCGUUACCUCGCUGCAGUCCUCCACCAAGGCGUAGCUGCGCUUUCGGACAAGCCGAACGCCCAAGGCGAAGUAUCCCUGCGGCUCAGCAGCGACGCAGAGCUCGUACGGGUCGCACUCAGCUCGAAGCUGGGGCGGGCCAUCAGCGCCAUCUCGACCGUCAUUACCGCCUUCGUCGUCGGCUUCGUCUUUUCCUGGCGACUGGCCUUGGUGCUCAGCUCGACGCUGGUCGCCUUCGUGCUGAUCGUGGGGCUCUUCUCCAACGCCAUCGUCAAGUAUACGGGGCAGAGCGCUGCCGCCGAAGCCGAGGCAGCCACCGUCGCAUCCGAGGCUAUCGCCGACGUCCGCAGCGCCGCUGCCAACUGCGCGCAAGAUGCUCUCGCGGCCAAGUACGCGUCGCGGCUUCUUGACGCGCGGCGACCGGGCGUGCUGGGCAAGGUGGCCGGCGCGACCAUGAUGGCGGCAGUCACCGGCGUGAUGUUGCUGGCGUACGCGCUCGCCUUUUGGCAGGGCUCGCGGUUCCUGGUGACGGGCGCCCUGUCACUUGCGGAUGUGCUAAUUGUGUUGCUUGCCAUCCUAUUGGGUACCGUAUCGCUGGGUCUCAUGGGCCCAGAAGCGCGGGCCGUCGCUGAUGGAAUGAGCGCAGCCGCUCGGAUCCACACAGCGGUGGGGCCCUCCCCACCAACAACAGCUCACAACACGCCGCACGAGCAAGGCGGCGGCAGUGGCGGCAGUAGCGGCCGCCUCCGCAGCGCCGAGGACGAUGCACUACUACCGGAGCAGCGCGUCGUCAACGGCCACAUCGAGUUCGAACACGUCCACUUCCACUAUCCCAGCCGGCCCGACGUCCCCGUCCUCGCCGACUUUUCGCUCAACGUAGCCGCCGGCAAGACGACGGCCGUGGUGGGCCCGUCGGGCUCGGGCAAGAGCACGCUUGUCGGCUUGCUGGAGCGCUUCUACGAUCCUGUUUCUGGGAGCAUCUCGCUCGAUGGGCAGGACCUGAGCAGCCUUGAUGUAGGCUGGCUGCGGCGGCAGAUGGCACUGGUGGGGCAGGAGGCGCUGCUGUUCGACGCGUCGGUGUUCGAGAACAUCGCCCACGGGCUCGUCGGCUCAGCCUGGGAGAAUGCGUCGGAGGCGGCCAAGCGCGAGAUGGUGCAGCGGGCGGCCGAGACGGCCAACGCGCACGCUUUUGUGGAGACGCUGCCGCAGGGAUACGAUACACGUGUGGGCGAGCGCGGCGCCCUGCUGUCAGGCGGUCAGAAACAGCGCAUCUGCAUCGCUCGGGCAAUCGUGGCAGAUCCUCGGAUCCUCCUGCUCGAUGAAGCCACAUCUGCGCUGGAUCCCGUCGCCGAGCGCGCAGUCCAGGCCGCCUUGCGGACAGCCAUGCAGGGCCGCACCAACCUGGUCAUCGCCCAUCGACUGUCGACCAUCAAAGAUGCCGACUGUAUUGCCGUCAUGGGCAAAGGUCAGAUCGUGGAACAGGGGUCGUACAGUGAGCUCGUCGAGAAGCGAGGCGCCUUUUUCCACCUGCUCGAAGCGCAGAGCUUGGCCGUCGAUGGCGUAGCUGAGAGUAACGCCGGAGUCGCCGUCGAUGAGGCACGUGAGUCACUGCCUGCCAGCGUCGAUGAGAAGCAGGAUAUUCUCGCCGAGAGUGAGCUGCCUGCUGCCCAGGAUGAUGGCAAGGCGGACCCCACUGCGGCACGCGGAGAUGCAAAAGGCUUCAUCUCCGGCCUGCGCACCCACGAUCGCCCGUGGCUAUUGGUCAGCAUUGUUUUCUCCAUCCUGUGCGGCUGUCUGGCCACCGCCCAGUCAGUCGUCUUGUCAGCGUGCAUUGCUGCGUUCGGCAAGAACGCGUACAACUACGCGCGGCUACGGCACGAUGUAAACUUCUGGGCCGGGAUGAUGCUUAUGCUUGCCUUCGUUGGCGCAUUUUUGCAAAGCGUUCAAGGCGUCGCACUAGCCAUCUGCUCGGAGAGCAUGGUGCGCCGAGCACGUACAACCAUAUUCAAGCACGUGCUGAGGCAAGACAUGUCCUUCUUCGACAUCCCCGCGCACUCUGCCGGCGCGCUGAGUACCAUGCUAACCGGGCGGGCCGCUGACCUUGAUGGUCUCAGCGGCGGCUCCCUUGGCAUGCUGCUGGUGGGCGCGUCAACCAUCAUCUCCGGUUUGAUUGUCGCCAUCGCCAUUGGCUGGAAGCUCGGUCUCGUGUGCACCGCAACCGCCCCGCUGCUGCUUGCUGCAGGCCACCUCCGUCUGUCAUUUCUCCGGAAGAACGAGGCCCGCACGGCUGCGGCAUACGCCGCCGCGACGACGUAUGCCGGCGAGGCAUGCAAGUGCAUCCGCGUCGUCGCGGCCCUGACCCUGGAGUCCACGGUACUGCGUCGUUACACGGUCACGCUGACCGCGCAAGCGCGUACGAAUGCCAUCUCGACGUGCAAGGCGACCGUGUUCUUCGCGCUGUCGCAGGCGCUCGUGUACUGCUCGUUCGCGCUGUGCUUCUGGUACGGCGGCCGCCUGAUGGCGCGCGGCGAGUACUCGAUGCUGCAGUUCUUCAUCUGCUACUCGACCGUCAUCUUCGGCGCCCAGUCCGCCGGCAGCGCCCUCUCCGCCGCCGCCGACACUUCCAAGGCACGCGGCGCGGCUCGAGAAUUCGAAGCCAUCGCAGCCAUCAAGCCGCACAUCGACGUCGAUGACGGCAGCGGGAUAGACCUCCCCACCCCCGUCCGCGGCGAGGUUGAGCUCCGCAACGUCUCCUACAGCUACCUAACGCGCCCAGACAAGCCCUCCCUCACCGACGUCAGCCUGCGCGUCGAACCCGGCCAAUUCGCCGCCCUCGUCGGCCCCAGCGGCAGCGGCAAGAGCACCGUCCUCGCCCUCCUCGAGCGCUUCUACGACCCCACUCCCUCCUCCUCCUCCUCCCCCAACCCCGGCACCAUCCUCCUCGACGGCCACGACCUCCGCACCCUCAGCGUCUCCUCCCUGCGCACGCAGAUCGCGCUGGUCGGGCAAGACACGCCGCUCCUCUCCGGCACCGUCCGGGACAACCUGACGCUCGGCCUGCCGGACGCUACCUCCAUCACCGACGACGCCAUCAUGGCCGCCUGCCGCCAAGCCGCGCUAGCCGAUGUCAUCGCCUCCCUGCCCGACGGCCUCAACACCUUCGUCGGCGGGCUCGGCGGCGCGGCGCUGUCGGGCGGCCAGCGCCAGCGCGUCGCCAUCGCGCGCGCGCUACUCCGCAAACCGGCCGUGUUGUUGCUCGACGAGGCGACGUCGGCGCUGGACAGCGCGGCCGAGCGCGUCGUGCAGGAUGCGCUGGCGGCGGCGGCGAGGGACCGCACGACGAUUGCGGUGGCGCACAGGCUGAGCACGGUGAGGGGCGCGGACGUGAUUUUCGUGCUGGAGGGGGGCAGGGUCGUGGAGAGGGGGCGGCAUGCGGAGUUGUUGGCGAGGGAGGGGGGCGUGUAUGCGAGGAUGGUGAGGGCGCAGAGCGUGGAGGCUUGA